Drosophila innubila is the source of this 1440-nucleotide messenger RNA. It is a transcript of the gene yellow-g2, whose product is annotated as major royal jelly protein 1. The coding region runs from base 4 to 1149 and encodes 381 amino acids. The record is from RefSeq and is a predicted model, not a curated record. Gene Ontology annotation, cellular component: extracellular region. NCBI's taxonomy places the organism in Eukaryota, Metazoa, Arthropoda, Insecta, Diptera, Drosophilidae. The transcript is spliced from 2 exons.
GAGAUGAGAUUAUAUCUAGGGCUUCUACUGAUUCUGCUAACCUAUAAGGCGGACAGUCAGGGCACCAAAUAUGGACUAUGGACGCCAGAUCGUGCACACUCGGAUACCCAGCCUAUACAGUGGACUGGCGGGCAAUUUGAGUUCCCCUGUGCCAGCACCAAGUCAUUGUUCAAGAGUUCCGGCAAAUAUAUAGCCAAAAAUGUGAUUGCGACACGUGCUCAACUGAUUGGUGAUACCAUUUAUCUGGCGUUGCCACGUUAUCGCAAAGGUGUGCCGGCCACUCUCGUCAAGACCACCAUCCAGCCGGGCACCUGCUCGACCACCUUUAAGCCAUAUCCCUGCUGGGAUCUGCAGGAGGAGGGCAACUGUAAGGCUCUACAAUCCGUUGUGGAUCUCGUUGUGGAUCAGAAUGAGGUGCUUUGGGUGCUGGACACGGGCAUUGUCAACACGCUGGAGACACCGGUGCGAAAGUGUGCUCCGAAAGUGGUCGCCAUGUCGGUGAAGACCGGCAAGGUGCUGAAGACCGUCUCGCUGGAGGGUCUUACCUCCAGCAGUUCCCGGCUGCAGUAUCUGGUUGUGGACUAUGCUCCCGAUGGCGGUUGUUUCAUCUAUGUCAGCGAUGCCGCAAAUCGUGCGAUUAUUGUCUACAAUCUUCAAGCGGAUCGCGGCUUUCGUGUGGUACUGCCCAAAGCCGUCUCUGCCGGCUGUCGUUCCCGUGACGUGCUCUACAUUGCGCUGAUCCGCCGCGAUUGCGGCUCUACGGAGCUGUACUUUACGUAUCUGAGCACCAGCAAACUAUUCUCCCUGAAGUCGGAAUAUCUGCGUAGCGGUGUGGCAGAUGGACGCAUUCUGGAUUUGGGCAGAAAGCCGAGUCGCAUGGUCAUCAUUGGCACGGACAAUGGCUCGGCGAUAUUCUUCCGGAAUGAGGGCGAUGCCGAAGUGUAUCGCUGGGACACGAACUCCACAUUCGCGGAGAGCAACUUUAAGCCCGUGUAUCGCAGUCAGACCUGCCAGCUGGUCACCCAUGCGGUGCCCGAUUACAAACGGAAUACGAUGCGUGUGCUACAAAGUAAUUUCCCGGAUUAUAUGCAAAAUCGUAUCGGAUGCGGGGCAAUUCAGCAGCUCAACCAUAUGCAGGGCUGUUGGUAGUAGUAGGCACAACAAAACCACACAUAUGACACACUCUCACACACACACAAAAACACACACACACACACACAGUUGUUGUUGCUGUCACUGCGCUGGCUUUGCUGGAAAAGCUUCUGAAAUUGCAGUUGCGGCAAUAACUGAAAAUGUCCAAGAAUCGAUGUUGGAAAAAUACUGUAAAUGUAUUUCGCAUUUUGUACAUAAGCUAGCAACUUUAGUUAGUUACUAACUCGCUCUUAUUGUUGUUGUUAUUGUUCUUAAUUUAAGCAAUAAACAGUUCUCAUUUUUUUAAAA